AUGGCAUUGACCAGUUGCAUGCAGGUUCCCUCAUCCUUCUUCGAUCCCAUCACCAUCGGCGACUUUGGGGAGAGCUUCAUUGACGGGGCAACAGGAGCAAACAACCCAGUGUAUGAGGUGUGGAAUGAAGCCCAAGACGUGUGGCCGUCUGGCUCGCUUGAAGACAAGGUCAAGUGUUUAGUGUCGGUUGGGACUGGGGUUCCGUCACUUACGCCGUUCAAUGACGAUCUCUUCGGCAUUGGAGAGAGUCUGCUAGUGAUUGCUACGGAGACAGAGAAAACAGCUGAGCGAUUCUCCAGGGAUAAAUCACGACUCGACGAUGCCGGCGGGUACUAUCGGUUUAAUGUGUUGAAAGGAUUGGAGGAUAUUAGACUGGAGGAGUCGAAGCAGAAGAACGCUAUCAUUGCGGCCACAGAUCGAUACAUCGAGUUACAGGCGGUAUUCAAGCAGAUGAAGAAAUGCGCUAAUCGGAUAUCCGGGAGAGAAUCUGACCAUGCCUCUUCCUUAGAUGUAGGAAGUUAUAAAACAGCAUUUAGCCUACAAGUUAUUCCUGUGGUGAAUAAGUUUGUCGACCGAACAUCUGAUAUGGAGGAACUGGAACUGGCUCUUCUGCCGCAGAGACAACACGACCGCCGGAAAGUGUUCGUGCUCUACGGACUGGGCGGAAUUGGCAAGACACAGCUUUGCGUAGAGUUCGCAAGGAAGCAGCGGCGCACAUUUAGCUCCGUAUUCUGGCUUGAUAGCAGAACAGAAGAUAGCCUUAAGGAGAGUAUUGCGACUUGUGCGAGCAGGAUCCCGGAAGGUCAAACAGCAGAGAGCAGCAGAGCGUAUUCAACUACAAACACAGGAGAUGUCGAUGCGGUGGUAAGGGAUGUGAUGAGCUGGUUGAGCCAGUCAGAUAAUAGGGACUGGCUAGUCAUCUUCGACAAUGUCGACAGAGAGUGUGGGGUGGACAACGCCGAUCCUGACGCAUACAAUAUCACACACUACCUCCCUCGAGGAGACCAUGGAUCGGUCUUGAUUACGACCCGACUUGCUAGCCUAGAACAGUUAGGUAGUUCACAGAAGUUAGGAAGGUUUAGUGAAAAGCAGGCGGAAGCUAUGUUCCAAAGCCGAUAUGGGGGUAGCUGUGAUUCUGGCGAGAGCAAGGAGCUAUUUAGGCUCCUUGAUGGCUUGCCACUAGCAAUUGCACAAGCUAGCGCAUAUCUACGUCAGAGCGAAAUCAGCGUUGCAAAAUAUAUCCAGCUGUAUAAUCAGCAAUGGAAGAGACUUAUGGAAUCUCAGGACAGAACCGGCGCGCCGCUUCGAGAUUACCCCGACCGCAGCGUGUUGACGACGUGGACGAUCUCGUACAAUGCUGUUCGGGCGAAAAGCACGGCCGCAGCGAACCUGCUUCUGCUCUGGGCAUGUCUCGACAACAAGGACUUGUGGUAUGGCCUUGUUGCAAGAGCAGGAAUGAAUUCUGCAGUGGCGGAGUCCUUGCCACGGUGGCUGGCUCGCGUCGCGAGCGAUGAAGUUGAGUUUGUUGCCGCAAUGCGACUUUUGUGCAGCUACUCCCUUAUUGAGGGCUUGCAGGACCUAUCAGGGUAUGAGACUCACCCAGUUGUGCACAGAUGGGCAUUACAUAUGCAAGAUGAGGAACAACGGACGGCCUUUGCCCAGCUUGCUGUAUUGAUAAUAGGUUGGGCAGUGCCUGAGACUACGGAGAAGGAGUACUCCAGUCUGCAGCGGCGACUUUUGCGUCAUGCACAUGCUUGCUAUGAGUGGGUCCUUAAUACGGGCUUUGGAGAGAACAGUACAAUGAUAGACGCGAUUAAUAUGUUAGGAGUGCUCUUCACGGACCGGGGUAAGCUGGGUGAGGCAGCCAAGAUGUUUAGGGAAGUGCUGGAGAAGAGGAAGCGGAUCCUCGGCGACGAACAUCCAGACACCAUCUCAGCGAUGAACAACCUCGCUUCCACGCUCGGAGACCAAGGCCAGCUGGACGAGGCAGCCAAGAUGAAGAGGGAAGUGCUGGAGAAGAUGACACGUAUCUUCGGUGACGAACACCCUAAAACAAGGGAAGCUACCGAAAAUCUAGAUGUUUCACUUAUGCGUAUAAAAAUUUCUCGCUCUAGACGCGGCAGUGUUUUCAGUUUCUACAGCUAA
This is a messenger RNA of Lindgomyces ingoldianus, 2145 nucleotides long. RefSeq lists its product as uncharacterized. Bases 1 to 2145 code for a protein of 714 amino acids. NCBI's taxonomy places the organism in Eukaryota, Fungi, Ascomycota, Dothideomycetes, Pleosporales, Lindgomycetaceae. The record is from RefSeq and is a predicted model, not a curated record. Gene Ontology annotation, molecular function: protein binding; ADP binding. The transcript is spliced from 5 exons.